CCUGCAAUUUAUCAAUCGGUGGGCAACACGUGCGUCUGGCUAUUUGUUUAAGUUUUACAAAGAAAAAUAAAUUGAACAAAAUGGUGUUUUUUAUUUGCAACCAUUGUGGGGAAUCUGUUAAAAAAGCUGUUGUGGAAAAACAUUACAACACCAAAUGCAAUAAACGCGUAAAAAAUGUCUGCUGCAUGGAUUGUCAAAAGGAUUUCCAUGGAGAAGACUAUGUAGCCCAUACUAAAUGCAUAACUGAAGCUGAAAAGUAUUCCGGUAAGGAUUAUGUACGUAAGGAAAAUAAUGGGGAAAAGAAGCAGGAUGCCUGGAUGGAUAUUGUUCGUUCUAUUCUGGCGUCAACUGAUUAUAAACUAAGCGCUCAGACGCGUGAAAUUUUUCAACGAUUGCAAAAUUAUGGGAAUGUGCCAAGGAAGAAGGCAAAAUUUCAAAAUUUCGUUGCUAAUUGCAUGAGAAUACCCGCAAAAAAUGCAGAGCCUGUAUGGGAAAUAUUAGAAAAGGAAUUGGAAAAAAUGAAAAAAGCCAAGCAGGAAGAAUUGGCAGCAACGAAAGCCGCCUUAGAAAACAAUAAGCAAAAUAAAGCCGUUAAAUGUGAACCGGACGCAAAAAAAGAAACUGACUCCGAAAUCAAGCAUCCAGUGCUUAAGGAAGCGCUGGCUAAUGAAAACGGUGCAAGCAGCCAAGAGCAUACUGUUGAAAACAUUAUGAAGUCAGAGCAGCCUGGCAAGAGAAAAAUGAACGACUCUCAGGAACCGGUUGGCAAAAAAAAAAAGAAAAGCAAGCAGAAUGUAAAAAAUCCGCCUGAUGUUGUCGAACAACCAACUCAGCAAAAUGUUAACAAAGCUCAACAGGAGUCGAUUGAAAAAAAGCAGAACAAACGAAAGCUCGACGCCAAUCAAAAAAACCCGCUUGAAAAUAUUUCGCCGAAGGAGGAAAAUGCUGACGCAAAUCAAGAGCCGGCUAUCAAAAAGAAGAAACAAGACAAACAAGAAAGCAACAAUCAAAAUCCUGACGCAGUAAAUGGAGAAACUACACUUUAUAAAGAGGCUUUUCAGUGGACCGCUACUAUGGAAAAAAUUGUAGCUGAACGUCCAAAAGAUGGCAUAUUUGUAGAAAAUUUAAAAUUUCAAUUAUUAAAAGAUUACAAAGCUAAAUUUUUAAUUGAAGAUUUAGACGCAAGACAAGAAAAGAAAUUUGACAAGAGAUUCAAAAAAUAUCUUUACAAAUGUCCAGCCAUCCAAGUAAAAGACGGAAAGGCAAAACCUUGCUAGACUUAAGUAUUUAGUAAGCCCAUAUUAAUCUUAAAUAAAUAAGUUGUAAAAAGUGAUUCAUAUGAAGUCUUCAUAAUUUGAAGAGUCUUGGCUAGAAACCCAUUUUGAGCCAAAAUAAGUCGAAAUGUUAAUGUAAAGUCAAUGAAAACUGGAAUAUGGCAAGAAUUUUAAACAAAAGUAAAAAAAAAGGGCACACGAAAGUUAUUCAAAUUAAUGAUUUGCUCUAGAAAGUGCUAAUUUUCCAGAUUCCUGUAAAGGACAAUGUUCGUCAUCGCAGUGCAA
This is a messenger RNA of Glossina fuscipes, 1559 nucleotides long. Its product is annotated as cell growth-regulating nucleolar protein. The transcript is spliced from 2 exons. Lineage: Eukaryota; Metazoa; Arthropoda; Insecta; Diptera; Glossinidae. Gene Ontology annotation, biological process: negative regulation of transcription by RNA polymerase II; rRNA processing. The record is from RefSeq and is a predicted model, not a curated record. Gene Ontology annotation, cellular component: nucleolus. The coding region runs from base 81 to 1277 and encodes 398 amino acids. Gene Ontology annotation, molecular function: DNA binding.